AUGGCCGGCAUGGGACCGGGCAUGCCCCCCAAUAUGCAACAGAAGGCCAUGGUCAAUCAGAUGGGGCCACAGAUGACGGCGCAAUCGAAUGCCCAAAUGGCAGCACAGAUGGCGCAGAUGGGAAUGGGCCAGAUGGGACAGAUGGGCGGUCAAAUGGGAGUGCAGAUGCCUCGAGGUAUGCCGCAACAGAUGACCGGACAGAUGGGUCUAAACCAGCCGUCGGUGCAGCAGCACAUAUUCGACAUGCUCAAUGCACAAGGCCCUUUUAGUGGCUGGCAGGCUAAUGUCCAGAUCAAAGAACGGGCUGCUCAAAUCAAACUCUUGGUUGAUUCAUUACGUCUCGUGCGCCCGCCUGUUGAACUGCCACGCGCAAUCGAAGUGGCGCUACAGUUCGAACGCAAGUGUUUUACCCAAUGUGCCAGCAAAGAGGAUUACAUUCGCGAAUGCAGUGAGAAGCUGGGCAGGAUCCGAGAUCAAAGGGCUCAGCAGAUGAAUCAAGGCGCGGCUGGGAUGAUGCAGAACAUGUCGAUGGGCAUGCCCAAUGCUCAGAUGCAAAAUCAGAACAUGCAACAGAUGCAGCAGAUGCAACAGAUGGGCCAGAACAUGAACUCGAAUAUGGGCCUGCAGCCGAACCUUCAACAAAUCAAGCAAUACAUGCAAAACUCCCCCAUGUUCAAUCAAGCUCAACCCGUCAUGAAUCAAGGUCCGCCAAAGAUGAAUCCGGCACAACAGACCCCCAUGAUGCAAGCCAACAACCAACAGAAGCCUACUCAGGUUCCGGAAUUGACCGCUGAAGACAACAAGACGAUCAACGUCCGGGCGGCGGAGCUUGCAAAGAGCACCCCCAAGGAUGAGAUGCGGAAUAUCGUGGAGAAGAUGAAUCUUCAGUUGCGGCAGAAUCUGGCUCAGAAAGGAAUCGAUCCCAUAAUCUACUAUUUCCGCAUGCUCGCCACCAAGGAAUUCCGACGCCGCAAGCAAAUGGAGGCGGGCGUUGGUGGAGGGGCAAAUGUUGGGCAAGUCAACAACAACGUCGGCAUGAUGAGCCAGCCUCAAAAUCAAAACAAUCAGAAUCCCAUGACUCAAGGCGCAAAUGCGAAUGGCAACACAUUCGUGGGUGAUAUGGGCCGGUUCCAAGGGCUACAAGCCGAGGGGUUGCGGUCUCAGGAAGAAGGGCAGCUGGUCGUCCCCGCCAGUAACAGUCAGAACAUGAUCCCAGAGCAGAUGCGUGUCCAACAGCAGAUGUUGGCGAACCAACGGAUGGGGCAGCAGCAUCAAAGCAAUGCGUUGAACCCGGCCUUCAUUGCGCAACAGCAGCGUUUGCAACAGGCGCAGGCUACCAAGGUGCAACAAGCUCAGCUGCAAGCCCAGAAUCAGGCCCAGGCUCAGGCACAAGCACAGGCUCGUGCUCAAGCUGCUGCACAGGCCCAAAUGGCCGGUCAGCGUGGUCAAGUGCAAGGGAUUCCGCAAUCGAGCACGCCGCUGUCGGCCAUUAACAGACCGGUCGGACCUAACGUGUCCGGGGCAAGUCCUCAGACUGCUCCUCGCGCCCCCUCGAGCACGCCGGUAAUGAAUCAACAACAAAUGCAGACACCUGGCCCGGCUCAGCAAGGGCAGCAACCACAAAUGAGCAUGCAAGAGAUGCAGCAACGAGAAAAGGCCCUGGCCAAUUUCCCUGCUCCUCUGCAAGCAGUCCUUCGACAGAAGCCGCAAAGUGAGUGGCGCGGAAUUUUGCAACAGUUUCAGCAAAGUGGAAACAUGAGAAGAAGCCUAUCCCAACAGCCGGCAGGUAUGCAACCGCAGCAACAACAGCAGGGGCAGCUGCCGCCUCAGGCUGCCGCUCCGAUGCAGAACGGUGCAUUUGUAGGUGGCCCGAACGUUGGUCCUAUGCCCAUGCAGCAGUCACUCUCCACCGGAGCGGUAUCACAAGGGGGCCAGGACAUGGCUGCAAUGCUUUCCUCUCAAGGACAAGUCCCGCAAAACCAAGAUUUGAUGAGGCAGCGUCAGAUGCAGAUGCAGCAGCAGCAGCAACAACAACAGCAGCAGCAGCAGCAGUCGUCUCAACAACAGGUGCCUGGCCAUGCCCAGGGUCAAAUGCCGUCCCAGCGGCCUCAGUUGAAUCCCCAGCAGAUGAAAGUGAUGGACCAGCAACCAGUACCUCCCACAUUCUUGGCUAAUAUAAGGCAACAUACUCCCAUCCCAGAGCUCAAGUCAUGGGGUCAACUGAAGCAAUGGUUGACAGCCAACCCUACACCCAACCUGCCGUUCGCGCAAAUACUGGACAUUCAAGCCACCCAUUUUGCCCACAUCAUGAAGACUCGGGGCCAAAAUGUGCAACAACAGAACAAUGCCAUGGGUGGACAGGGCCCGACCCAACCUCCUCAGCAGACUCCGCGGAUGCCUCAAGGUCAGGGACAGGGCGUGCCUGGCCAGGUUCCUGGCAUGGCUCCCAGUCCGAUGCAGUUUCGACCACCUAGUGCGCAAGAUCUGCAGCGAUUGCGAGCUCACAACCCGAAGCUGGCCAGUCUAGGGGACGAUCAAAUACGACAGUUGUGGAUGAGCCGCCAGCGACAAAUGCAACAACAGAAGGGAAUGCAGCAGCAGUCCGGGCAACCGGGUAUGGCGCAGCCGAUGCAAUUCAUGCCCUCGCAAGGCAGCGGUCCUGGACAGCAGUUUGGCGUGCAAACAAUGGCGCAACCUCAUGCUCCAAUGCAGCCAAACGCGGCAGCUGUACAACAGCCUCCGCGGCCACCGUCAGCGCAGGCCUCUGAGCAGGCUCGACCUUCACAGCCUAACGGGCUCCCUGUGAAACGAACCAACGAGGAAGAGGUAGCCAAUGCGCCCAAGCAAAUGCAGAAUCAAGUGGAGGGCAUCAAGCUCCCCAAUGGUCAGGUCCUCACCAAGGAGCAGUUCUACGCUUUGGACCCUGUCAAAAAGCAGCAGUACAUUAAUCUUCAAAGACAACAGGCCACAGUGCGUAGGAUUUUUGAAAUCGGAAAAGAAGUCCAGGCCAGCAUGCCGAAGCCGAGACCCAUUAUGAACAUGGAUGCUGGGAGUCGCAAGCGGCUUACAUCGUUGCUGACAUCUGACAAUGUCAAGAACAUGUUGGGAAGGUUCGACUCGUUCCUGAUGGCAUUGUACCGCAUUGAGCCAAACGACUCGGCAAUCAAGCAGCUUGUGGCACAAAAACUACAGCUGUUCGCUCAGUAUAAACCACAGUCGCUGCAGAACCGGACCUUUGAAGUGGUGGAUAAUUUCAGUAUCUCGCCAGAGACCGCAGAGAGCAUCGUCAACAACAUCAGCAGCAAGUUCCAACAAACGGCGGCCCAGAUCCCUCUUCAGAACAAAGCACGUCCACAACCGGCGCAGUUGACGCCCGAGAAUUUGAGCCUGUUGGAAGCGCAGGAGCAAGAACGGAAGAAGUCCUUGAAGUCGAAUCAGCCGCCUCCCGCGCCGACAGCAACCCAGCCUCCAUUCCAGAUUGGUGAUCCUCGUGGGCAAGGUACACCACGGUAUGCGACUCCGGGCCUCAAACAAGAGGAUCUCAAGCUUCCUGCCGACCCUAAGAGACGGAAGAAGAAUCAGCAACAGACCACAGGCCCACAAGGUACAUCUGGUACUCCCACCUCAACCACCUCUCCACAGGCGACCAAAGCAUCUAAGCCAGCGGACAUGUUCAAAUGUCCUGUCGCAGGCUGUGAGCACCAAGCCAAAGGGUUCCCAAGCCAAGCUGAGCUUGAUCAACAUCAUAAUGUAGCGCACAAAUUGGACAUGGAGCCAGUCACCGAUCCCGUGGCCUUUUUGCACGAGUCUUUGCGAUCUGCUUUCAACCUAGACGAGAACCUCAAGCAAACCAAGAAGCCAAAGUCGGAGAAGCAACCAUCGGCGGCUCUGAAUGUCAAGGGUGAAAGCCACGCAGCAACUCCGACAGCCAUGUCCAAGAUCCCCAGUCAGCAGGGCGCGCCCGGCACUACCGCCGCGAAAGCCACUGGGACUGAAGAUGACAACGAUCCUUGGCAACACAGUAAUACCAGCCUUGACCAACUGCGAGCGAUAUUCGGCGGUGAUGACUGGGAGGAACUUUUUCCAUCACGAGAGAAAACCGAGGAGUUUCAGGCACGAUUCUACGAAGCAUACCGCAACCAGAGCGAAAGGUGGCGAAAGAUCGUGGAAGGACCUAACGGUGCGCUGACAGACACGUCGACCGAAAAGUCCAAGAGUCCUGGCAAUGGCAGUGACAAAGAUGGUUCAGCAGAAUCCGCAACGACGGCGGAAGACAAGAAAAAUGCGGCGGCGACGGCCAAGAAGGGGAGCGAAGAUGAUUCUUGGAUCGUCAAUCUUGACGGCAUCGAAGGACUUGAUCUCAGUGGGUUGGAGGACACGUCUCCAUUUGAGAACAUUGGCGACCAAGAUGUCGUCAUGGGCGAGGACGGAUCACCCUUUGAGUCGAUUGAGAAACCGGCACAACCACCGCAACUGUCGAUCAGGGAAACUCAGCUCCGAAAUCUAGGCGUGGACAUUCAACAUCCCGAGAACUGGACCGAGCAGGAAAAGGCAAUGGCGGAAUUCGUCUUGGACGAUUAG
This is a messenger RNA of Exophiala dermatitidis NIH/UT8656, 4581 nucleotides long. RefSeq lists its product as uncharacterized. Lineage: Eukaryota; Fungi; Ascomycota; Eurotiomycetes; Chaetothyriales; Herpotrichiellaceae. The coding region runs from base 1 to 4581 and encodes 1526 amino acids. Gene Ontology annotation, biological process: regulation of DNA-templated transcription. Gene Ontology annotation, molecular function: transcription coregulator activity. The record is from RefSeq and is a predicted model, not a curated record. The transcript has a single exon.